UGUGGUUGUAGAGUCAGUAUUGAGUUUGACUUUGUCUUGAGCAAACGUUUCCACUAAUAUUUCAAAGAGCAGCAAACAAGUUUCACUUGCAAUAUUAAAAACAAUAACAAUAACAACAAAUACAAAUACAAAUAUUUUCCAAUACACACACACAAUAAAUAGAAAAUUAAUUAGUUAUUAUCAGUGAAUCAUAAAAUAAGAAUUACAAUAAAAAGUGCAAAAUGGUGUAUUUGUACAACAACAUGGAGAAUAGUACGAAUUUCUUAAUUGAUGCCAUACUGGCUAAGAGUUCAAGACAACCGUUACCGCAAAUGCCAAUGUAUCAAACAACAACAAAUCAAAUGCUUCAUCAGCGUACAACACCAUCACAACCACAACAACAAAUGCAUUUUGCAACAAAUCCCAUGCGUGUUUAUCAACAACAACAACAACAACAAUAUCAACAACGAGUGGCACAACCGUACAGUAGUGAUGAUCUCGCCAGCAUCGAUAGUUUCGAGACCCCCUCACGUACCAGCACACCAAUGAGCAGUGGCGCCGAUUCGCUCAGCUCCGGUGAAGACAAACACGAGGGUGUGGAGAGUGGUGAAGAUUACGAGGAGGAGGAUGAGAAUGCAGUUGUCCCGCAAACCGAAGGCGCGCAAACCAACGGCGCCCAAACCGCCGGCGCCCAAACCAACGGCGCACAAGCCAACGCAGCGAACAUCGACAAGAAACCCACAUUCAGUUACAACGCGCUCAUCAUGAUGGCUAUAAAGAGUAGCCCUAAUCAGCGUUUGACACUUAGCGGCAUCUAUGAAUAUCUGAUCACCCACUAUCCAUACUUCGACAAUAAUCGGCGCGGCUGGCAAAACUCUAUACGCCACAAUUUGAGUUUGAAUAAAUGCUUCACAAAGAUUCCACGCAACUACAAUGAUCCCGGCAAGGGCUCCUACUGGAUCUUGGCCCCCAGCGCCGAAGAUGUAUUCAUUGGUGAGACAACCGGUAAAUUGCGUCGCAAGAAUCCCGGUGCAAGUCGUGCCCGCAUGACCGCCUACCGCCAAAGUAUGUACAACCCGGUAAUGGCACCGGGUUAUGUCGUGCCUCCACCAACUAUGCCGGUCCCAUAUCCCAAUGCGCAGCAAUUUGCCGGCGCUGCCGGUUAUAUGAAUGCUGCCGCCGCCGUCGCUGCGACCGCGCUUUAUCAACGUAUCGCGCAACCGAUGGUCGCGGUCGCCGCUUAUCAUCAGGCCGCCAUGUAUGGUGGCGCAGCACAGAUGGCAGCUGCCGCAGCUGCGGGUGGCCUAGCACCACCACCACCAGCAGUACCGAUCGCAGCAGCAUCCCCACCGAUGGGCGCACGUUAUUUGCCAAUCGGUUAUAACCCGGCGGCUUAUGGCGCUAUGCCUACACUGCAGGCACCGCAAAUGACGAACGAGAUGUACCAGCGCAUGCAGCAAAAUUUGUACAGCAAUUUCCCCAGCAGCAGCUAAGCAGCACACUCCACAACACAAACACAAACGGCUGAGCAGGUGGCAAGCAAACGAAUUUUUUGGCCACCAUGUUUCCAGCGGCGACACGGCGUACAAUCGGUGGUACGUCGUUCACACUCCGACGGGCAAUCAAAUGGGUAAUAAAUAAACCAGAUCAGCGACAGGGCAAGGCAAGAAAUGCUAAAGUGGAAGUCUCACUAUUGGGUCUAACAAGGUGUUUAUGUGCGAUUGGGCGGCAAAAAGAGGCCUCCAGUCAGUCAGCGGCUGCUACGUUGAAAAUGCGCUCGGGACAAAGAUGUUCCCCAUUGAGACAGCAUACAUAUGUCUGGGCGAUAAUUAUGAGUAAUAAGUUAAAAAUGAAAGAAAGAAAAUUUAUACGAAAAAUAUUUUAAAAAAAUCGAAAAGAGCAUUAAACAAAAGUCAUAUUGUAUUCAAAAAAAUUGAAAAAAAAUCUAAUAUUUUAGUUAUAAGAAUUAUUUCACAAAAAAAAAAAAAAAUCAUCAAA
Molecule: messenger RNA, 1977 nt
Organism: Zeugodacus cucurbitae (melon fly)
Lineage: Eukaryota; Metazoa; Arthropoda; Insecta; Diptera; Tephritidae
Gene: slp1
Product: fork head domain transcription factor slp1
Exons: 1
Coding region: 222-1472 (416 amino acids)
Biological process (GO): regulation of transcription by RNA polymerase II
Cellular component (GO): nucleus
Molecular function (GO): DNA-binding transcription factor activity; sequence-specific double-stranded DNA binding
Source: RefSeq, a predicted model, not a curated record